This is a messenger RNA of Elgaria multicarinata webbii, 4470 nucleotides long. It is a transcript of the gene SH3BGRL2, whose product is annotated as SH3 domain binding glutamate rich protein like 2. Bases 292 to 618 code for a protein of 108 amino acids. The transcript is spliced from 4 exons. Lineage: Eukaryota; Metazoa; Chordata; Lepidosauria; Squamata; Anguidae. The record is from RefSeq and is a predicted model, not a curated record. Gene Ontology annotation, cellular component: cytoplasm.
UUCCUGCUUAUCUGUGCGUGCUGGGGUGUUGCUUGGCCGCGGUUCAGUCGUCGCGGCGGAACUCGGGGCUGUGCGUGAGCGAGCGAGCGAGGACGAAAGCCGGAGUGCCUGCUGCGGAUCUCGCUGAAGCUGCGUUGGGGAGGCUCCCUCCGGCUGCUGCCGAGCCCUCACCUUUCCCUCGAAGCCGCAGGAGCGAAGGGUCCCUUGGCGCUUCUUCGCCCUGGCCGAAGGAACCGCUGCGAGGCGAAUGUAAGCGAAGGAGGGAGGAAGGAAGGAAGGAAAGAAGGGAAGAUGGUCAUUCGAGUCUUCGUCGCCUCCUCCUCUUGUUCCGUGGCGAUAAAGAAGAGACAGCAAGACAUUGUGCAAUUUCUGGAAGCCAACAAGAUUGACUUUGUAGAGGUGGAUAUCACCAUGUCGGAGGAGCAAAGGCGAUGGAUGUAUAAAAAUAUUCCUCAAGACAAGCUGCCUGCACAAGGCAACCCGCUGCCUCCCCAGAUUUUUAGCGAUGAUCAGUAUUGUGGAGAUUAUGACUCCUUUUUUGAAUCCAAGGAAAGCAACACCGUCCUUACAUUUCUUGGCUUGAAACCUGGUUUGGCAUCAAAGGAGUCAGAGCCUUAGAAAAGUUCCUUGAGGAUUCAAGAAGCACACUGUCUGGGUGAAUGAAAUCCUUGAUGUUCAGCACACAACAAUUUCCCUAGUGGAUCACUGUGACACAAGCCAAUGUGCACCAUCAAUAUUUUGCUUGACACUAAAGAGGUGAAAUAAGGCUGUGGAUACAAAAUGGACUAAGUGAUGGAGGUGGUGGUGGGUGGGUGCUCUUCCUGCUUUGCAAACAUACCUGAAGUUGAUGUUGGGGACAAUUGUUCUAACAGGUGCUCAUGUUCCACUUGAAUGAUGACUUAUAUUCUCAAAAUGGUAGGUGGGUAUUGAAACUGACUGUACAGUGGUAUAUCGUCUUAGCUUCAAACGCUGAGAAUUAUGGCAGACAUGACUAUUAUUCUUGAACGCAUUAACAAUAAUAGACAAUGUUGAGCUGCAGAAAUCUCAGUCCAAAAAAUACCCUCAAAAGGCAAGAUUUCUAUUUUUGGAGUAUUUGCUACUUGUGCCGAAAUGUGUUUAAUUAAUGUAGAAGUAGUGGCCUGGUAAGUCUUCCCACUUGAAAAAUGAGAUCAAAAUCUCACAUCUCCUUAGCAGUAAGUUAUAAAAGCAAGGACCUUCCUACAUAUACACCUAGCGUCAGCAUUGAUGACUUUGCUUUGACUUGCCCCCGAGAAUAAUCUGAAAUGAGAUGUUCAACAAAAACUACCUUAACUUUAGAAGAGAAUACCAGGCGUGUCUGUCAUUUUGAGUUGUAUUACAUGCAUUUGCCAAAAUUUAUAUUUAUAAUUGAGAGUUAUUCUUCUACCUUACAAGCAAUCAUAUUGCUUAUGAAUCCUAUUGCUGUCAAUGAGAUUAAUUUUAGAACAAAGGUUAAAACCUGUAGUGCGCUGUGUAGUGUAAUCAGAGUCUGUAAAAGCCAGAACUUAGUUCUGUUGCCUUAAAGGCUGAGGGUAUAGGGAGGGUUCUUAAAGGACAGAAGCAUUACUUCUUGUAAAAGGUGUUGGUUUACGUGGCUGUGCUGGAUGAAAUUAGUGUGCUUAGCAUCCCAGUUUUGAACCAUCAGUGGCAGUAAAGGUAACAUAUUCCAGCCCAGUGGUAUAUCUAUGAAGUAUGCAAAUGAACAGUGUGGGACUGAACAAUAACAGCAUAAUCCUAUGCAUAUUAAAGUUCAAUGAGACUCAUUUCCAGGAAAAUGUGUAGAGCACUGCAGCUUGAUUGAGUUUUAAAACACAAUUUUAUUUUAUCGUUUGGAGCUUUCAACACUUUGUCAAAAAUAACCCACACUGAUCACUAAAUUUUUUGCUGAAACUUUGGGGCUUUCUUGUCAAGGCAGUUUUAUAAUGUUGUUUUUCUGUUUGGGCCUAAAUUUGUGGCCCAAACAGUUUGGGUACUUUUCUUCCAUUACCCAUGGCUUGCUUUUUUUUUUUUUACAGAUUGCCACGAUUUACAAUUCUUUAGCUGACCUUUACAAUUCUUUAGCUGACCGUUCUCACAUUCUGCUUCCCAGCAUGCUGCCUGGAUGCUGGGAAGAACACAAAUGUCAGAGCUACAAAUAUAUGGACUGAAAUCAUGCUGAUUUGCUUUACUGCACUGCAACUGAAAAAUCUUGAGAACGUUAGCAUAGCUUUCUUUUCAGGUCUUAGGUUCUGCCACUACCCAGGAUGAGUCCCUAGGAAAAACUAAUCAUAUUUGGACUUUUAAGUGAAUCAUUUUAUACACGACCACUUGUUUCCUUACAGUAAAGCCUGGAGUAGGGAAGAUCUCAAUACUAACUUGAAAUUUGGAUUAUCUGAUUUAAAGUUUAUUUAUUUAUAUUUAUUUAUUUACAAUAUUUAUAUACCGCUGCCCAUUCAGAAUUUUGGAGCAAUGGACAAAUUAAAUUAGAAUAAAGACAGAAUAAAAACACAUCAAAAGUACAUUUUAAAAGAAACAAAGUGCAAAAUUAACCGUGGCUGGUCAUUAAGAGAAGACUUCCUGGAACAGCAACGUUUUCAGGAGGUGACAGAAGGAAUACAAAGUUUGCACCUGCCUGCCCUCCAGAGACAGGGGGUUCCAUAGCUGGGGCCCCACCACACUCAAGGCUCUUGCCCUGGUAGACUCCUAACGGGUGAUAGGUCAAUGUAGAACCAUCAGGAGCAUGACCUCUGAUGACCUCAGUGACCAGGCAGGUUGAUAGGGGAGAAGGUGGUUUCUCAGGUAUCCUGGUCCCAAGUUGUUUAGGGCUUUGUACGCUAAUACAAGAACCUUAAACCUGGUCCAGUAGAGAAUAGACAGCAGGUGAAGUUCCCUCAGCAGAGGAGUUGCAUGCUGGAAAGGGGCAGCUCCAGACAACAGCCGAGCUGCAGCAUUCUGCACUAGCUCCAGCUUCUGGACCAGCCUUAAGGGCAGCCCCACAUAAAGUGCAUUGCAGUAAUCCAGUCUUGAGGUUACUAAUGCCUGUACCACCGUGGCCAAGCUGUCCUUGUCCAGGAGAGGCCGUAGCUGGCCCCUUGGGCCUCCAGUGACAGAGAUGGAUCUAAGAGUACCCCCAAACUAUGAACCUGAUCUUUCAGAGAGGGAGUGCAUUCUGAGCUACUGUCCCAAAGAAAAAUGCAAGUUGAUAUUCACAGACAAACAUUAGUUGUGCUUAAAUCCCAUUAAUAGGACAAGUUAGUUGUAUUUCAUUUUAAGUCCCAUUCAUUUUAAUGAGAUUUAAGCAUAACACAGGGCCAAACUACACAUUAUGCUUAUUGUAUAACAUGUAACUGCAUCUUGUUAAUUACAGGCUUGUGAGCAGGGCAAUUCUUACUUUGGAUCUAGUGGGCACUAAAGGGAAACUCAUCUCUUCACUCCCUCGUUGCAUUCUGACCAAAAGCUGCACCCCACAUAAUGCUUGCAGAUUUGGAGGGGGGGGGGGGAAAUCCCACUGGCACCCAAUUUCCCAUUGGCUGCAUUCAAAGUAAGAAUCACCCCCACCCUCACCUCGCUACCUUAACAAUAAGUGCAGCAUGUUUGGGCCUGGCUCUUCGCGAUUGAGGCUAAAGGACUUUAGGAAGUGUUUUGCUGUGGGAAACAUGUUCUCCCCCAUGCGCAUGCAGAGCUCCCCAUUUGCUCAGGCUUUCUUUUUAUCUUUGAUCAAGAUGACCUCUUUCAGUGCCCUCUGGGUCAGGACAAUAAAAUAGUUAAAAUAUUUGUCCUAAAAAUAAGCAAUAAAAAAAGAACUAAAGAGAAGCCACAUUGAAUCAACCAUUAAAAACACAGAUAAAUAUGAAGUGCUUAUAGGAGCCCUAUAUAGUUGUUCAAAGCUCAGGGAAGUUUCAAAAGCAGUUUGUAGUUGGGAGCAGGAUGGGUUUGCUCUCCCAAGGGGUGGGAAAAGUUUAACAUUCCACUGUGCUGCCCAUUCCACUGUGUGCAUGCAAGCCCUCUAGCAUGCGAUAGUAGCUCUUUGGAUCCUAGUUAACGUUAAAGAUAUUUGUGAUAGGCAAAAGGUACAUCAUUUUAAAAUGCCUUAAAUGUAUGUUUGUGUGUGUGUGUUGGAGGAAGGAGGAUAUGCCUAGAAAUGCGAGACUAGAUCAAAAGGUGUCCAAUUUUCAUGCCUGUAUCAAUUUGUUAAAUUCACUGGUGAAUGCUAUUUGGUUUUUAAUGCAAAGUUUGGCUUUCAUUUUUUAUAUUAAAAUUUUGUAAAGUGCUUGAAUACUUUCCAUGUUAUUUUCAUUCUAUUACAUCCUUGUUUUGUGGGGGAAGUUAGAUGUAGUUAUUAUAAUGCAUUGUUUAUUUUUUAAAUAGCCUAGUUUCUUUUGUUUACAAACCUCUUGAGUAGUCUGUUCUUUGGUGUCCCAGCCCUCUAAUGAUGUACUCAUAUCAGGAAAUAAAAUAGAUUUGUUAGUCAAA